UUUAAUAAAAUAGAUUAAAUAUAAAAUAUAAAUCGAAUGUCAAUAAGAGUACUUAUGAUGGCGUCAGUGAAAAAAUAACUUUUGUAAACAUUAGUGUGAAUAGUUAAUUGUUUUCAACUAUGAUGAAAACAUAUUUCAAAUAAAAUUCAUUACAAUAUUUUAUUAUUAAUAUAUAGUAAAUUAAGUAUUCAAAAAAAUGGCUGAUAAUACAACAAACCAGGGAAUACCCAGGAUAAUGGUCUUUCGACCUACUUGGGAAGAAUUCAAAGACUUUUCGAAGUAUGUCGAACAUAUGGAAUCAAAAGGUGCACAUAAAGCCGGUUUGGCUAAAGUAAUACCACCGGCUGAAUGGGUGCCACGCAAAAGUGGUUAUAAAUUGAGCGAUUUAAAAAUCACGAUACCUGCACCUAUAUGUCAAGUGGUUACCGGGAAACAAGGAUUGUAUCAGCAGAUAAAUAUUCAAAAGAAAUCGAUGACUGUACAACAGUAUGCAGAUUUAGCGAAUUCAGAGAGAUAUAAUACACCAAGACAUUUUGACUAUGAAGAUUUAGAACGUAAAUAUUGGAAAAAUAUUACGUACGUAGCGCCAAUUUAUGGGGCAGAUGUUUCUGGAAGUUUAACAGACCCAACCGUUAAUGAAUGGAAUGUGAAUCGGCUAGGAACAAUUUUAGAUUAUGUUAAUCAAGAUUAUGGUAUAUCCAUUGAGGGUGUAAACACAGCAUAUUUAUAUUUUGGAAUGUGGAAAACAACAUUUGCUUGGCAUACUGAAGAUAUGGAUUUAUAUUCAAUAAAUUAUCUACAUUUUGGAGCCCCCAAAACAUGGUAUUCGAUACCCCCCGAACAUGGACGUCGUUUGGAACGUUUAGCGAAUGGUUUCUUUCCAGCAAGUUAUAACAGUUGCCAAGCAUUUUUAAGACAUAAAAUGACGUUGAUAUCCCCUCAAAUAUUAAAACAGUAUUCUAUACCCUACAAUAAAAUUACCCAAGAGGAACGGGAAAUUAUGAUAACAUUUCCCUAUGGAUAUCAUGCUGGUUUUAAUCAUGGAUUUAAUUGUGCCGAAUCAACAAAUUUUGCAACAGAACGUUGGGUAGAAUAUGGAAAACGUGCUUCACAAUGUACAUGCAGUAAGGAUAUGGUAAAAAUAUCUAUGGAUACAUUUGUAAAACGUUUUCAACCAGAUCGUUAUGAGAAAUGGCUUAUUGGUCAAGAUAUUGGACCACAUCCAGAAGAGCCUAAUAGAAAUGUAGCUGCACCCCUACCUACAGAAAAUGACAUUUUAUGCAACAAAAACAAUUCAGCGUUGCCACAGAGUUUUGUCGAUGGAUCUCAGUCGAAACGACAUCCUAUACAUCAUAAAAAGAAACGUGAUAUGUCAUUUGCAGCAAGAAAUCCAGAUAUUGAUAUCGAUUCAGUGAAAGAAGAUCCAAAUAUUCCAGCCGAAGUUCGUGCUGUAUUAGAUGAAUUACAAUUGGAAGAUGAAGAAGAUGAACCAACACCAGACGAACAACAAUUAGAAGUACUUGAAGAUAUUUGGUUGAAAGCUGGAGAAAUUGAUGUGAACCAAGCAUCAAUUGUAGAUGCCGGAUGCCGUGUUCGUUCUAAGUAUAAGAAACGUAAAUCAAAAGAAGAUAGUGAAUGGCAUCUAAGCCAGCGCAGUCCAAGUAGAGUAAAACCUCGUCGCAAGAAAAAGAAAUUUGGUAAACAGCAAGAACGUAACAUUGAACAAGCAAUACAAGAUGCUAUUGAUAAAGUAAUGAGCAGUACAGUAGACACAGAAUCUGAUGAUGAUUCGGAUGUAGAACUCGUAGAAGAAUCAACAGCAUCGUCAAUAAAUUCAACGCCAAUUAAGUCACCAGAUACCACAAUUACCGAAAUAGACAGUAGUACAAAUGGGACACCAUUAAAAUCACCAACCAAAGGUGAAAAAACACCUGUAAUACAUGUGACCAAAAACUACAAUUAUGUGACAAAUAAACAAAUUGUAACAUCUUCGAAUAAUUCAAAUGUUACUACGACAUCUUCAUCAAGUUCCGCAAAACAUUCUCAUUCAUCUUCAAAUAAAUCACAUCCCAGUGGCAGCACCUCGAGUGCAGGAAAUACAAAUCAACAGAAAUCGGGAUCAUCAGUAAAGCCGCCAAAUUUAUUACAAUCGGCUACAUUGGAUAAGAAGAUUGGUAAUUCAAUAUCACCAACUAAAUUAUCAAUGGGUACAGUCAAUUCAAGUAUGUUGAAUUCGUCAUUAAUGCAAAAUUUAAUUGCAGAAACGACUACUUUCAAAAAUGAUUCAGUAAAUAACAAGCCAAGUUCACCAACCACUGGGAUAACAACCACCGAAGAUACUGUCAGUAAAUUACUUGAAAGUGAAUCAGAACGUAUCGGAUUACAUCGACAUAAACAUAUAAAGAAACACCAUCAUAAAAAGCACAAACAUAAGCAUACAUGUAAACAUCGUAAACAUUCAUCAUCAAAUAAUAAACAUGAACAAUCUUCACCAUUAUCAUCAUCUAAAUAUUUAAAACCUAACAAGAAUUCACCAAAAUCGGUUGGAUCUUCAGCAUCAUCAUCAACUAACACAUUAUCUAAACAUGACAUUGCAACUACAUCGGGAUCAAGUGGAAGUACUACUUCUUCGUCGAUAACACAAAGUAAACCCACAAAAAAUGGAUUAACUUCACCUCCGUCACAAACAAAUGGAACAACAGUAAGCACAAAUAGUGUUAUUUCAUCUUCAUCGCCGACAUCUUUCACGACCGUAACAUCACCAAUAUCAACCACUUCUGUUCUUAAAACAGCUCUAUCUACUCCACCAACGGUAUCUGUUCAAACAAAUAAUAAAUCGACACCUCCUGUAUUAUCACCGGCUAUACCCAACUUAAAAUCAACAAAUAAUAACAUAAUAGCAUCUGGUGAAAAUUUCCGAAAUUCAAUGCUAAAAUAUAAUCAAAAAGCUCAAGCACAAGCAGUGAAACCGCCGAUGAUAACAGUAAAUACAACACGACCAUUUAUGAAUCCCCGAAUGAGAGAACCUGCCUCGUUCCAUGAUGCCUUCGCUAAGUUUUUAACGAGUGAUUUAGAACCAGUACCGCAAUACGUGACUAAAAAGGAUACAAAAAAAGUAACGAAAAAAGAACCACCGAAUAUGAUGUCACAACCACCACAAUUAGAACGACAAACACCAAUGCCACCAAUCUUAACACACCAAGCUACCGCUGCUCCAAUGAUGGUAUCACCACCGCUGUCUUCUACCAUAAAUGGUAAUCACAAAUAUUUACAACAAUAUUAUGAUCCAAAUUUAUACUCGAAUCCAAAUUUAAAUCAAACAAAUAUAAAUCCAACGUCUACACAAAAAUUACAACAUAUACAAACAAUUCGUAAUUAUACAGUAAAUCGUGUGAAUAUACGUGCAAUAGCGAGUGUACAUGAUCGUAUGUAUCCAAUGACAUUACAACCAAUUGAAUUAAGUACAGUAAAACCUUUUGUUAUAACUGAUUAUGUAACAUGUGUACCAUUACAGGUAACAGUGACAACAACAAAUACAAAUAAUUGUACAACAAUAACAAAUUCACAACAAUUAUCACAAUGUUUUGACAAAAAUUUUAUUUGUAAUCAAUUUGUGACAACACCAACAUCAGUAAAUCAUGACCAAGAAAAUUUAAAUCAAAAUAAUUGUAAAGAUGAAAUUAAAACAGAAAUACCUAGUGUACAAAAUAAUAUUAAAUCAGAAGUAUCUAGCGUUCAAAAUGACGUUAAAUCAGAUAUAAGUGUAUAUAAUGAUAUUAAAUCAGAAGAAACUAAUGAAAAACAAGAAACAAAAUCAGAGAUACCUACUGUACAAGGAGAAAUUAAAUUAGAAGUAUCUGAUGAACAAAUGGAUGCUAAAUCAGAAGUACAUACGGCACUAGAAUAUAUUAAAUUAGAAGAACCUAGCAAACAAGAGGAAGUUGAAUCAGAAUUACCUAGUGAACAAGAGGAGUUAAAAAGUGAAAUGAAAUCAGAGGAACCUUUUGAUGCAAAUAAAUCAAGCGUAUUAGUUGAAUCAAAACCAGAAAAAUCUAGUGUACAAGAUGAACCAAAAUCAAGUGUAUCUCAAGAUCAAAAUGAAAAUAAUUCAGAUGAUGAAAAUGAGGAUGGAGAAAAAGACAUAUGGGAAGAAUUCGAUCAACCUGAUGGUACAAAUCCCGAAUUUGAUGUAUAUGUUAAAAAAUAUUUAACAGAAAAUCAACAUUUAAAAGAAUUAUGUGAUAAUUAUAAAUGGACUAAACAUAUAAAAAAACCGUUACCUGCGAAAGAAGUGAAUAAUUUACAAAAUUUCUUUUAUAUAAAUUUCUUCGAAGAUUGGUGUACACGUUUAGAUAAUUUAAGUAUAAAAAACGAAGAUGCAACAAUUUCAGAACAAUUAACAAGUAUUGUUAAUAUUAAAAAUACUGAGUUAAAUUCGUGGAUGGGUUAUGAUGGAUAUUGUAAUAAUCGUCUCGAUAUUAAAAAAAAAGUACAAACUUUGGAUGAAAAUAUCUCCACAUCGGUUCCACCGAUUGAUAUUAAGAGUGAACCAAUAGACCGAGGCUAUGAUAAACAUGAAAUAAAGAAAAAUGAACCGUUAGCAUUUAUAGAUCUUAUUAGUGAUUCGUCAAGCGGUGGUGAGUCAUCUUCGGAUAUAAUUACGAUAGAUGUAAAAGAUGAAGACAGUAAUAGUAGCGUGGAAAUAAUUGAUAUUGAUCCUAUUGAAAUAUCUGAUAUAAAAAUAAAAAAUUCGAUAAUUAAAUUUGAAGAUGGUGAAGACGAUGAUGAUGAUGAUGAUGUAGUGUCCAUGACAUCAUCUUCAUUUUGUAACAUCGUCUCCAGUACAAGCAGUAGUGAUGAAGAUAUUAGUUUAGCACAAUAUUCUAGGCAAAUGAAACGGCGCUUUGAUGAUAUAGAUGAAAUUACAUCAUCUAGUGAUUACUUAAUACAUAAUAAAAAUUUACGUAGUAAACGAGUUAAAAAUAUAAUUGAUUCAGAUUCGGAUUUAGAAACAUUAGCGAGUAAGAAAAUUGGUACAACAAAAAAUAUAGAGAAUUUUCAAAUUUUUAAUAAAUCGAAUUUAAUAAAAAAUGGUACGACUAUUUAUAAAACGAAUUUAAGUAUGAAUGAGACACAAUUAAAAGAUUUAACGAUACGAUUAACGGAUUGCCAAAAAUAUAAAUCCGAUUUACCUAAAACGAAAUUAAUUACAUCCGAAAAAGAAUUACCUGAAGUCACCUCAACGACGCCAAUAAAUUCAUUUGAUGAUGACGAUGAAGAAGAAUCGAAUCUUUCAUCCGAUAAAAAUGAUAAAGAUUUUCGUGUAAAAUCGGCAUCACGAACAUCAACAAUUGUAAAUAAAAAUUUACGAGUAAAGUAUAAUAAUAAAUCGAAUAAUUCAUCGUCAAGUAGUGAUCAGCGUAAACCUAGAAUACGUAUGACAUUACGUAAUGUUAAACAAAAUAAUGGAACAAAUGUCCGAAAAUGUAAGAUAAAUUUACGUCCAAAAUCAUCCAAAAAAUCUACAGUAUCGACAUCCGAAACAUCGUCUCGGAGUAGUAGUAGUAGUAAUGUUGUGCUCGACAAAAAAGUUAAAAAGGAAAAACCAAUGUUAAAGGUUAAUGACCAAAUUUGGGGGAAGCAUAAAAAUGGACGAUAUUAUCAAGCUGUUAUUACGAAAAUUGAAGAUGUAGUAUUUUAUAAAGUUAUUUUUACAUGUGAUGGAAGUUUUUCAGAAGAUGUUUAUCCAAAAGAUAUUGUUAAUAUGGAUUGUAUUAAAAAUGGUCCUCCGAAUCCUGGAACACAUAUAGACGUUAAAUGGACUGAUAAUAAAACAUAUGACGCAAUUUUUAAUGAAAUAAACGAACAAAAAUUGUACCAUGUGAAAUUUGAAGAUGAGAAGGAGCGAGUUCUAAGACGUGAUGUUAUUUAUGGUUUAGAUGAAGAUAUUCCAAACACAAUUAAAAAAAAAUUGUCUGUAGCAACCGAUAUGCGUAAUAGAGAUCAUCUUUAUGAUUUAGAAAAGCCAUUAGCUCGAGUUCGUAACACACGAAAUAAAAAAUCAUGGAAAUACGACGAUUGUAUAUUUUAGCAAAAAAAAGGAAUCACUUGAUACAUAAAUCCACAAAACUAUAUGUAAAUUAUUUAUUACUACUUUCCCGAGCACUAAUAAUCUUAAUAAAAGCUUUGAAAGGGAACAUCACAACAGGCGUUAAAUUUAUUUUAAGAGAUGGUGAAUUUUAUUUAAGAUGAUAUGAAUCCAUAUUCGAUUCACAUAAUUUUUUAAUUUAUUUAAAAAUAUUUUUCCUCUGAUAUUGUAAAUAAUAUUUAAAAAAAUACAAAUU
Chrysoperla carnea is the source of this 6344-nucleotide messenger RNA. RefSeq names its product serine-rich adhesin for platelets-like. Gene Ontology annotation, biological process: chromatin remodeling. The record is from RefSeq and is a predicted model, not a curated record. Gene Ontology annotation, molecular function: histone H3K36 demethylase activity; histone H3K9 demethylase activity. Gene Ontology annotation, cellular component: nucleus. NCBI's taxonomy places the organism in Eukaryota, Metazoa, Arthropoda, Insecta, Neuroptera, Chrysopidae. Bases 197 to 6091 code for a protein of 1964 amino acids. The transcript is spliced from 17 exons.